Molecule: messenger RNA, 1200 nt
Organism: Menidia menidia (Atlantic silverside)
Lineage: Eukaryota; Metazoa; Chordata; Actinopteri; Atheriniformes; Atherinopsidae
Source: the annotation of a GenBank genome assembly
AUGAUGCACCUGCUGGAGCUCAAUGAGAAUAACACUAAAGGAUCCAUGGAGAAAAGACGAAAAUCAGCACAAAGUGAGUCUGCCUGCCGUGGGCUGGUGUGGAAAGUGUGGAGCAGAGGCGGGAGACGUGGCGCAGUGCCGCUUAACGUCGUUACUGCCCCUCCCGUCGCCACGGCAACCGGCCCGCUCACAUCCUCCGCGGCGCUUUUUGUUCAGGCUCUAACGGGCCUGAUUUCCCAGGCCGGAGCCAUGCGACUGAAGGCGGAGAAGCCUCUGUCAGACGUAGGCCGACUCGCUGGACUGGGUCCGGCCCAGGUUGGGGGCCUGGGACAGGUGCGACACGUCCUUCUUGCGCACUUCGCAGAUGGACUUCCUCCGGGCCUGGACGCCCCGCAUGGCCGACUUGAUCUUCCUCCAGCCGAUGUGGUUGAGCUCGGCCAGGUUGAGCAGGACGCAGAUGCCGCUCACCGCGAACAUGAACACCAGGAAGACCGUCUUCUCCGUGGGCCGCGACACGUAGCACUCCACCUCCUUCACGCACGGGUAGCGGUCGCACUCGAACAUCCCCGGCACGUUGAAGCCGUACAGGAAGUACUGGCCGGCCAGGAACCCGAUCUCCAGCGCGUUGCGGAACACCACCUGGAUGACGUAGAAGCGGGAGAUGCCCUCCUGCCGACGCACCUUGGAGCUCUUGUGCGUCUGGGUGAGCCCCCGGGGCCCGUUGGGGAUCUCCUUCACGUCCAUGUCGUGGUCCUCCUUGCUGGACUCCGGGUGCACCAGGAUGCCGUUGAUGUUGCGGGCGUGCAGCUUGCGGGCGUGGUGGUCGUGAUGGCGACCGUGGUGGCCGUGGCCGUGGUGGUCCAUGUGGGAGUGGAGGAGGGAGUAGCUCCGGUCGCGCGCCUUGGCGGACUGGUGCACCGAGUAGGUGAUGAAGCACAGGCUGGGCGUGCACACCAGGAUGAUCUGGAACACCCAGUAGCGGAUGUGCGAGAUGGGGAAGGCCUUGUCGUAGCAGGCCUGGUUGCAGCCGGGCUGCAUGGUGUUGCAGAUGAACAUGAUCUGCUCGUCCUCGUACACCUUCUCGCCGACUAUUCCCACUAUCAGAAUACGGAAAAUCACCACCACUGUCAGCAGGAUCCUGCAGAGAGACAAACGGAGAGAGGACAGGUCGGAGAAAGAGAAAGAAUCAGUUACCAAUGA